Molecule: messenger RNA, 1572 nt
Organism: Helianthus annuus (common sunflower)
Lineage: Eukaryota; Viridiplantae; Streptophyta; Magnoliopsida; Asterales; Asteraceae
Product: NAC domain-containing protein 43
Exons: 3
Coding region: 45-1220 (391 amino acids)
Biological process (GO): regulation of DNA-templated transcription
Molecular function (GO): DNA binding
Source: RefSeq, a predicted model, not a curated record
GCCUAUCUUUUUUGUUAUCAUAUUCUCUUCUUUUCUCUCUGAUAAUGUCUGAAGAGAAAGUGAGUUUAUCUGUGAAUGUUAAUGGUCAGUCUAAAGUGCCACCCGGGUUUCGGUUUCACCCAACUGAAGAAGAGCUUCUUCACUAUUACUUGCGCAAGAAAGUCGCCUACGAAAAGAUUGAUCUUGAUGUUAUUCGCGAUGUCGAUCUUAACAAGCUUGAACCAUGGGAUAUACAAGAGAAGUGCAAAAUAGGAUCAACUCCACAAAAUGAUUGGUACUUCUUUAGUCAUAAAGAUAAGAAGUAUCCUACCGGAACCAGAACAAAUCGUGCAACGGCUGCAGGCUUCUGGAAAGCCACAGGACGCGAUAAGGUCAUCUAUAGUAGUGUUACCAGAAUCGGUAUGAGGAAGACAUUAGUGUUCUACAAAGGGAGAGCACCUCAUGGUCAGAAAUCUGAGUGGAUAAUGCAUGAAUAUAGGCUUGAUGAGAUUACCAACCAAGAUGCCUGUGGUUCUACUCUGUGUGAUGCAACUCAAGAAGAGGGGUGGGUGGUAUGCCGUGUAUUCAAGAAGAAAAACUACCAUAAAGUGCUUGAGAGCCCGCAGAGACCGAUAACUGCCUCCAUGGACUCAAGGACACAACUACAAACGUUAAACAAAGAUAGUGCUCUUGAUCAACUACUCAUGUACAUGAGUAGCAACAGGUCUUGCAAACAAGAAACGGAGUCUUUAACCACAAACCACAACCCCAUGCCGCAAUUCAUGAACCCGUUUAGCGACAGAUUCUACCACCUUCCAAGGCUAGAAAGUCCCACCAUAACCUUGUCCCCGCACCAUAGCACAGCCUCAACCAACUUUGAUCAAGGAUUAACUUUCAAGCCCUAUGUAAAUGACUUCCUAACCGAACCCAAUCAAUCAACAAACGCAGACCAUGACUCACGCGAGCGUCUUGAUAACUGGUCAGACCUUGAAGGGCUUGUGACCACUCAACUGAACAGACAAGUGGACUCUACAAAGCAGUUAUACUCUUGCUUUGGUGAACCAAAUGAUGACUUCUGUUUCCCACUUGAUCAUGAAGAGCAAGAGCCAUCUAACCUCUGUGAUUCAACAACAACCAUUAGAUCAAACCAAAUGUACACGAGUGAGAUAGAUUUGUGGACCUUUGCUCGAUCAUCUUCGUCUUCCUCAUCCCCGGAUGCAUUAUGUCACUUAUCAGUAUAAGAUUAUCAAAAAAUAAUCACAUACAAUAAACUAGAAGAAAUACACGAGAAUAGGGGUUUAGGGUGGUUGCAUGAAUUGACCCAAGAAAAGGUGAUUGAGGCUAGGUAGCAUAUGGUUGAAAAAGAAAAGGAGAAAAGACAUUCUACACACAAAUUAUAUGAAAAAGGAAUGAAUAAGAAUUAGUGAAUAAAGGUGUAUGUUUGUAUAUGUGUAUUGGUGAUGGAUUUGUGGGGUGCAACAUCUCGUCCAUGCAUGUCAAGUAAUAACUAGGUCAUCCAUCACACUACAUAAGAAUAUCAAUAUCGUGCCUAUGUACAUGUAUAUAUACGUAGAUAUCAAUAAAAUAGCUAUU